This is a messenger RNA of Ruditapes philippinarum (Manila clam), 6457 nucleotides long. Its product is annotated as histone-lysine N-methyltransferase PRDM16-like. Gene Ontology annotation, biological process: regulation of DNA-templated transcription. The record is from RefSeq and is a predicted model, not a curated record. The coding region runs from base 209 to 3421 and encodes 1070 amino acids. The transcript has 8 exons. Lineage: Eukaryota; Metazoa; Mollusca; Bivalvia; Venerida; Veneridae. Gene Ontology annotation, molecular function: DNA-binding transcription factor activity, RNA polymerase II-specific; RNA polymerase II cis-regulatory region sequence-specific DNA binding.
CGUAAUUUUUUUGCACGAGCUAAAAGGGUAAGCACCGGAUAUAAGUUGCAGAAGCGGGAAGCUUGGCGCAUGCGCUAAAGACAUAACAUCUUCCAAGCUGUUGCAAAGGCUUACGAAUGGAUGAACUGAUGAAUUAAUUUUCAAUAUUCUUUUUGUGACACAUUGCAUAUCAAUCACAUUUGUUGCAAGAAAAUCUUCAUUCCGCAAGAUGAGAUCGAAGUGCCAAGCCAGACGAGUUGCCAAAGAAACUGAAAACGAUGGCGGAGCAUAUGAUUAUACUAAAUCAGACAGCGAGCAACUUUCAAGCUUCAGUGUUGAACAACAAACUAGCAGCAGUGAUGAGGUGCCAUUGUUUGUGCCGCAUCAGGAAUCCUCCGCUGGGUUCCAAACAUGCACAUCUGGGUUUCUAACACCUGCAGCCGGGUUUCAGACACCCUCAUUAAAGCUUCAAGCACACGCAGCUGGCUUUCAAACACCGGAAAAAUCAGGAGGAAAAAAAGAGAAAUCUUCAGAAUCAGGCAUUGCUGCAAAUAUGAUGGCACCACCAGGUUCAGAUUGCAAUAAGAAUGAUCCUGAUUACAUGUCAAAAAACACAGAUGACAAUCAAGUAGACCAUGUUGUGUCUGCUGCAAGUACUUCUUUUCUCUGUAAAAAUGAAUCAAGCACAGCUACAAAAGAAGAGUGUGCCUUUGAGGACUUUAUGUUGAAGAGCUUGGAUGACAGUCAUCCUGGAGUUUGGACAAGAGUCCGACUUGAAGCAGGAAAAUUAAUCGGUCCAAUGACAGAUAAGAGCCAGAAUAAAGAGAGUGUGAAGGAGAGCCAGUUGAUGAAGUAUAUACAGAAAUCUAACAACACGGAAACCAGUAACUUGAUGGCAGUACAUCUUCAGAAUCAGUUGUACUAUCGGGCCAUACGGGAGAUUCAGGCGGGCGAAGAAAUGUUGUUGUACGCCAAGGACCGACUUUACCAGGAACCGGAUUUUACCGGACUUUUCCAGAAAAAGAUUUCAGAAGGGGAGACGACAAUUCCAUGUGGGGAGUGCGGGGAAAUUUUCAAGGAUCCAAUGUCGCUUCACAAACAUCAGCUUUUCUCAUGUAACAACUCCCGAUCAGACUAUGGGCACGGCCAGGAUCUGUCCGGAGACGAUGCUAAAAGUGUGGAUGGUAGAUAUUCACCAAUGGCACCGAAUGAAAGAGACUCGCCAGAAAACACUGAGGGCGGAGAAUUUAAAUGUGAGGAAUGCCCCAGGAGUUUCUCUUUAAAGUCAAACCUAGCACGUCAUCAGAUAGUUCAUGAGUCCGGGAGAAGGUUUGCCUGCGAACAUUGCGACCGUCACUUUACCGAUCCGUCAAACUUGCAGCGUCAUAUCCGAUCCCAGCAUCAUGGUGCCAGGUGUCAUGCUUGUACCGAAUGUGGCAAAACAUUUGCGACGUCAUCUGGUCUAAAGCAACAUCAGCAUAUUCACUCAAGUGUGAAACCGUUCCAAUGUGAGGUCUGUCUAAAGGCUUACACACAGUUUUCCAAUCUUUGCCGACACAAGAGAAUGCAUGCUGACUGUCGUCAACAGAUUAAAUGUAAUGAUUGUGGCCAAGCCUUCUCCACAAUAACAUCUCUCAGUAAACAUAAGAGAUUCUGUGAAGGUGCAUUGAGAAACGGCAUGAGAUUAGGUGGUUUUGGAGGAGAAACAAAGAUUCCGCCAUCAACUGGGCUCUUGGGCGCUAGUCAAUCAACACCCUUCUCGCCAGCUAUGAUGAUGGGCUUAUACGGUAGCCGCCCAGCAUUUCCAUUCUAUCCACCUGCUCUUGGUAAUCUACAGAUGUUUCCAGCUGGCCAUCCAUUGUCUGCAUUAACAGCUCUUUCUCCGAGCAGUUUGAGGUCACCUGGAUUGCCAUCCUUGACACCGGAGAAACCAGAUUUGAGCCCGGCUGAAAAAUAUGAAAAACGGGCCCCAGAGGGUAGCGAUGGUGGAUCGGAGCUCAACUCCGGUAGUGAUUUGGACAAUAUUCCUUCUGAUUCUGAGAGUGAAAAGAGUGUUGGUGCAUCGCUACAUUCAUUGGAUACAAAAACACACACUGUGUCAGUAACUGUUCCUAAGCCUGUUGCGUUUAUUCCUCAGUCUUUGACAUCACAAACUAGCGACUUUUCAUCGCAUGCUUUUCUUCCUCCAAAGAAAAGUCCUUCACCUUCGCAAGAUAUGAAACCUGAUUCGUCAGAACAACCUUUUGAUUUCUCUAAACCUGCUGAAGACGACUAUGUGACUCCUCCAAAGAACAACUCUGCAGCUAAUCAGGUUGGCAAGCAGGAGGGAGAACUUCCCCUUGAUCUCAGUCAAACAAAAGAAAUAACUCCCCCUGAAGCUCCAAGAAAAACCCAUGUUUUUGGUGAAGUUAAAACCCCUGUUACACCCGAACCACGUCUUCAUUAUGCCUACCCACAGUUUCCAAAACAGCUUAUGAUGGAACAGGCUCUUCGUAUGGCUGAACAGAAAGAAAAGUCUCCAGUUGAGUCCAGCAAUUUUCUGAGAUACCAGCGUUUUCCUUUUGCUAGCCCACCACAGUAUCCCGUUGGAAUUAACCCCUUCAGUUUCAUCAGUCAGGCUUCCCCAAAGUCUGUUACAUCAGCUUCAUCUAUUUCUUCGAUGUCUCCUCAAGGAAAAGCAUUCCCCGAGUUUGGUGGCUCACCAUCCCAGAUUGGACAAUUUUCAACACCUAAUAAACUGAAAGAUCGUUACAGUUGCAAAUUCUGUGGCAAGGUCUUUCCCAGGAGUGCAAACUUAACUCGCCAUUUGAGAACACAUACUGGUGAACAACCUUAUAAAUGUAAAUACUGUGAGCGGUCAUUCUCCAUCUCGUCAAAUCUUCAGCGACAUGUUCGAAAUAUUCACAACAAAGAAAAACCAUUUAGAUGUCCAUUGUGCGAUAGAUGCUUCGGUCAACAGACCAAUCUUGAUCGUCAUUUGAAGAAGCACGAGACCGAGGGACCAAAUAUUGUUGAUUCACCUGAGCGAAUGGAAGAAAGGGAGACUGAACUUGAUGAUAAAGACGAGUCUUAUUUUUCCGAAAUAAGAAACUUCAUCGGAAAGGCGACCACUCUGGGUGGAAAUCCUGAUAUAAACCAAAACUCUCUGUCUGUAGUUGAACUCAAACACCGAAUGGAAUUGCUGCAGCAGGAAAAAAUGGCUGAAGACAGUGAUGAAGAGAUUGACCCCGUUUCUGAUGACCAUGAUGCCAAGUCGGCCAAGUCUGAUGAAAGAGGUGAAACUGUAAUGGACAAUGAUUCUAGUGAACCAAGUGUAAAGAAGGCUCGUAUGUCAGAGCAGCUGAAGAUUUCUACUUAUACAAAUGAACAAGAGCCUUUGCCCCUGUGUAAAAAACCAGGUUUUGAACUGAAAAGAGACUUUAGUCCCGUGAUGUGUUCAUAGAACGGUUAGCUUGUGAUUUGCAGUUGUAUUAUUAAGUAAUGUAAAUUUGACAGAUGAGUUUUUUUCUGAAUUUAAUUGAAUUUAAAGUAUGUAUACUUAACCUCCCUAUGAGUUGAUACUUUUGAGGUAUGGCAGAAUUGUUAUUAACUAUUAUAGUGUUUGUUUUUGCAAACAAUAUUCUUAUUUAAAUCAUAUGUUUAGAGAUUUUAUUUAUUGACUAUAUCAAAUAUAAUCAUAAUAAGUCAGUUUGGUGUUACCUAAGGGUAACCUUUUUUAAGCGCUGCAAAUUUGUACAAAUUUUGUCUUACUUUUUUUUUUCUCUGUAAUUUUGUAAUGUCAUUAAGGCUGGUUAAAUGGGACCAAACUUUUACAAAUUUAACUUCUUAUGGCUUUUACAUUGUACAUGAUGUUUUGUUAAUGAAUUACCUCGAUGCUGUUGAGAAAACAACAAAACAAUGUUUAUUUCAUUAAUCACUUUCAAAGUUGUUAAAGAAUUUUGUAGAGUCAAGCAAUAUCAUGUUUUCUUUUUUUUAUCAACGUUAUUAUGGGUAGAGUCUUAUAUUGGAAAUUUAGGCGUAAUAGUUUGAACAGGAAACUCGUUCUUAGUAUUCAUUAUGCAAAAUGAUUUCCGGUAACCAUGUGACAUUUUAGAACCGACACGGUGGCGCGCUCAUUUUUAAAAAUGAUAUUCAUUCAUAUUGUGUUAAUUGCAUGAUAAUUGCAACAGUCGUGGAAAAUGUCACAUGUUUUAGAUAAUAUUUGCCACUAAUUUUGAUAUUGAAGAUUGCACGUGACACGCUUUUAGAACUUGUAACUACAGAAUAUAUAUGUGGCUGACUCUGUCUCAAUUGGUAAAAUGGCUCGCAAGUGCUUUGAGGUCCUUUGUGUGAAUCCAGAUUAGGCAUAUGGGUUUUCAUGAUUUUGAACAUACAAAAUUGCUUAUCCCUUAUAUAGCAUUUUAUAUACCCUAAUUUGAAGACAAAAAAAGUUACUGUGAAAUAUUCACCAAAACAUUUUUUUUUUUUAAUUUGUUUAUUACAAUGAAAGCUAUAAUUUCAAACCAAUUAAAAAAAUUCUAGCAUUCCACGUAUUUUUAUAUAGGAAUGAUGUUUGAAUAAUAAACUUUAAACAUUGUCUUAUCUAAAAUUGUAUUUCUUGAAUCUCAUGUAUAAUGUUGAACUUAUUCAAAAUUUCUUGCCACAGCAGUUGGAAAGAAUCUCAGAAAUAAAGAAAAGAAUUACACCAGAACAAUGUAUCAAGUUCUUUCAGUUGGUCAGAAUCUCAAAGAAAAAAUAUAGGCAUUUUUAAAAUAUAUACAUAUAUUUAUUUUUUGUAAUCUUUUGUACACUGUAAAUAAUCUGACUAUUUUAGAAAGCAAUCUAUUAAGUAUUAAAUGCAUAUAUAUUUAUAGAUUUAUGAGAAAAUAAAAAAAAUGUUAAUUCUUAGUAUACCAUUUGCAAUACUGAGGUAUCACAUGGCAAUGGUCAUCAGUAGAGAGCAAGGUCAGGCAGGACAUCCAUGCUCUUUACCAUUAACUGCAUAAUUGUAAAAAAAAUUGAUAACCAAAAAACCCUCUUUUUUUAACCAUGGACUGCUUCAAUUUCAAACCAGGACAAGUCUAUUAUGCAAAUUUAGGGUAAGGCUUUAGGAUAAAACUAUGUUCAUAUCAUAUUCAAUAUAGAAAAAAAAAAGUGUUUUCGAAAAAAAAUUUCUUUCUUUUUUUUUCUCACAUUAAAGGAACUUCCUGAUAUAUAUAAAGGUUACUUUAUGAAUAUAUUAGUAGUUAGGAGUUCUAAUUAAACAAUUAGGCCAUGAUUGUAUGAUAAUUAUAUGUAAAUUAUAAAGUUCUUUUUUUUUUGCUUCUGACAAUCGUUGGAUGAAAUGGUUUCAUUUUUUGUCAUUUACAGUGAAAUUACUGUUAUCUGUAAUUAUCACCAUGAUAAGAUAAUUUAUCAAAGCAUUAUCAGUAUUUAAAAAGCCCAAAAAUUGUCAUAAUUUUGAUACUUAAUAAACAGAAUGGAAAGUUCAAUGAAAAUGUUGAUAAUUAUAUAAUUAUAUCUACAGAGUAACUUAAAUGUUAUUUUUCAUAUAUUUUUUUUUUGUAAAUUCAAUCAAGUCUGUUACUUUCCUUAUGCAUUUAAGUACUUAAAAUAUUAUGGAUAUGUUUAAGUGUAAGGUUUUGUAUGGGACCACCUUUUUUUCAAAGGGAAAACUUUUUUUGUUUAUACAUAGUAUAUAUUCCAUGUAAAUAGUGAAAAUUCUGACCAAAGUAUAUAGACCAAAGUUAUUUAUAUGUAUAUAAUGGUAGUUAUUCUGUAUCUAUGUACACAUGUAUUUAAAUAUGUAAAUAUAUAUAUACAUUGUAUACUUUAGUGUGAAUAUUGCUUAUUUUGACUUUGAUUGAUUAAUUAUAAAUCAAUGUAGAGUGACGUAUUUUCAUCAUAAAUUUGAUUUAUUGAUUUAAAUAAUAUUUUAUAAAAUUCCCCCCCCCCCAACCCCGCCCUCUUUGCAAUUUAUAUUAUGAAUCCCAGCUUUACAUUACAUACAAAACUAUUAAACACUUUGAUUUAUGUAACUCGUUAGUUGUUUGGUGCUUCAGUAAUAUUUUUCUUUUAUUUUUAUAAACAAUAGAUAGAUCUACUUAUGCAUUUAAAACUUUCAUUUUCUUGCCAUUAUAGCUUAUUUUUUUUUACCCAAUUUAGUUUUUUUCCUAAUUAAAGGGAAGUAACUGUGAUGAUUUUAUUUUGGAUAGAAUUUCUAGUUUCUUACCAGUUGCUUCCCCUUUUUGACUGAGGACCAACAAUGAUCACAUUCCUUGAAAACAUGAUGAGUUUCUGAAUUUUUGUAAUGAAAUUUGAUAAAUUUUGAAUCACUAGUGUGAACUAGACACUUAAAUAAAAGUGUUGAAAAAAAAAAGUUUUGUCAAGCUACUAAAAAGUGUGAUUUUUCCUUGUUUUUCAAACUGUUUAUGUUGUUUUUGAGGUUUACUGUCUCCGUGUGAUGAAAAUAAAAUGUGCUUUCUUGAUAAAAACAGAA